AUGAGCGAUGAGCUCGCCGAAGAAGCGCUGUUCCUGCGGGAGCAAGCAUUCAUAGAUGUGCCAGUUGUGGUACUCGACCAUUCUAUCGCUUGGUGCAAAGAGGAGCUGCAAAAUCCGCGUUCUGCCAACCUCCUUCUUCGUCUUGAAGAGGAGAGAUACAUGCAAACCAAUACGACCAUCGGCGACAAUUGCUUAUGCUUCGCCAUGCGCAGAAAUUUCUCCUUGAUCUUGUCCUCCGUCAGGUCCGGGCAAUCUGCCCAGAAGUUCUGCGCUUCCUGGAGGCCGAUCUUCCACGGGGACAGCUGGUAG
Messenger RNA from Leptomonas pyrrhocoris, 309 nucleotides. RefSeq lists its product as hypothetical. The coding region runs from base 1 to 309 and encodes 102 amino acids. Lineage: Eukaryota; Euglenozoa; Kinetoplastea; Trypanosomatida; Trypanosomatidae. The record is from RefSeq and is a predicted model, not a curated record. The transcript has a single exon.